UUGUUGGAUUAUACAGGACACAUUCUCUAAAACAGGAAACUGAAGUACCUUCUGUCAGUGAAUUCGUAUUUGCCGGGAACACAAUGACGACACAUGUUUACACAAGUAAUGUUUACAACGCUCAGAGUCAACCCGCACCCCCGGGUUACUACAGUCAACCCGCAGCCCCGGGCUACUACAGUCAACCCGCCCCUCAACCCAUUGGCCAGUAUCCCUACACUCAGGCACCGAACCCUCACGUCCAAAACAUGUUCCAGGCUCAGCAGAGCACAACUGUGGCAGUGAUAUCAGCAGGAAAUGCUCGUACCGGAAACUGUCCGCACUGUGGGCAAGGUAUCCUAAUAAAAAGGUACUCCACAUGUGGGAUUAUACUUGCAAUAUUGCUGUUCCCAGUCGGGGUCCUCUUCUACCUAUGUAUGGAGGAGAAACGAUGCACGCAUUGCAAUUGCAGCUUCUAAGAUUGUAAGAAGUGACAUACCCCACGUUUGAUUUGAGAGAUAUGAUUUACAAUAUGGACACGUAAUGUGAUGUAUUCUAUUAAAAACGAAUGGAAUCUAAAAUGUAUCAAAUGUGUGCUAGGCUUAGCUCCUUAAACGCGUAUAACAAAUACUGGUUACAUUCCUGUUAAAGCUAUUAGAUGGCCUAUCAAAAAUCACCGUAGAUAAAAUAUGCAU
This is a messenger RNA of Dreissena polymorpha, 674 nucleotides long. RefSeq names its product brain protein I3-like. NCBI's taxonomy places the organism in Eukaryota, Metazoa, Mollusca, Bivalvia, Myida, Dreissenidae. The transcript has 4 exons. The coding region runs from base 84 to 458 and encodes 124 amino acids. The record is from RefSeq and is a predicted model, not a curated record.